Messenger RNA from Psylliodes chrysocephalus, 1398 nucleotides. Lineage: Eukaryota; Metazoa; Arthropoda; Insecta; Coleoptera; Chrysomelidae. The record is from the annotation of a GenBank genome assembly.
CUGUCAAUGAUCUGUCCUGUCAUUUGUCAUUCUCCUUUCUCGUUCAUCGUGGAUUCAUGUUGAUGUUCACUUUCACGAGUAAUUUUUUUAAUAAUUCUAGACUGUUAAUUUGUCAUUUCGAAAAUGCCUAAGCAUAAAAUUAAUAAAAAAGAGGCAGUUACCUUUCAACUUGUCCAUAGAAGUCAGCAGGAUCCUUUAAUUGCUGAUGAAGAUGCUCCACAAAGGGUACUUAUACCGGUUAAACAAAACGAGACCAAAGGAAAAAGCAGACCUUCGGCGAAAAAUGAAUUUCCACAGGAAAAUGAGGAUUAUUCUGACGAGGAAGACUUGAACCCUAAGAAAUCAAAAGAAGUUAAAUUUAAAGUGGAAUUGCCAUCUGUAGUAUUUCCUUCUGAAGUUGAGGAAGAAGUGGGUAUGCUAGGAAAAGCAGCUCCAGUCUCAGGGUUACAGUUACAUUUAGACCCUGAUGUAGUAGCAGCCAUGGAUGAAGAUUUCGAUUACUCUGAUCCUGAAAAUGAGCUAGAAGAUAAUUUUAUUGAAUUAGCUAAUGGAGUAGGCGAUUCAACUGAAGAAUUUGAUGAAAAUAUUUUUACUGAUUCAGAAGAUGAUAGUUUUGAUGAUGAUGAUGACAGGUGGACUUUCGAUAAAGAGAAACCUAAAUCUAGGUUUGCUCAUACUAUGGAUUCAAUUACAAGUUGUUCUACUAUUAGAAGAAAUGAUAAUUUGCGUCUGCUUGAUGAAAAAUUUGAGAAGAUGUUUAUUGGAUAUGAAGAAAACGAAAUUGGUGCUUUAGAUUUGGAAGAAAUUGAAGGUGAUGUAUCAUCAAAUAUACUACUCGAUUCUGCUUUAGAAGAAUUUAAUAAAACCGAAACUAAUUUCGAAAAUGACAAAAAUAUAAAUAAAAAUUUAGCAGCAAUAGAAGAAAUUUCUGAUGAUGAAGAUAUUGAUAAAAAAUUGAUGAUAGUUCAGAGUUCGAAACGCAAAUGGGAUUGUGAAAGUAUUUUAAGUACAUAUUCGAAUAUUUAUAAUCAUCCUAAAAAAAUAGUUGAAGGAAAUGGUAAUAAGAUUCGUAUAAACAAGAAAACAGGCAUUCCGAGCAAUGUAUUUGAUAAACACGGUCUAACAACUAAAACUUUAGACAAAUUGAACCAACAAAAUGAAGAAAUUAAAUCAAAAUCGAUACCAGAUCAUACGUCUCAAUUGUCCAUGUUAUCACAACGCCCUAAAGAUGAAACUGCAGAAGAUAAAAGAAUUAGAAAACAGAAACUCAAAGACUACAGAAAAGAAAGAAGGGUCGAAAAGAAAAUUAACACUUUAGCUUUUAAAGACGAAUCUAAAAAGCAAGUUAAAAUAGCUAUAAACAAUAGAAAUAAUGUACAAGGAAAUAAACUUUUAUAA